CUGAUCUUUGAGGCUGACACACCACCCCGGCCUUGUAAGAGCUUGGCUGCGGCGGUGCGCGUGCUUCUCACCGGUGUGUUGUCAAUAAAAGUCCGCUGCGAUGUUUCGCUGCAGCGCGCUCUGGAAUAAACUGAGUCCGGCGGCGCGAGCCUCCUCAACCCUGUGUCGGCACACCGGGCGGAGAGCGCGUGAGUCACUGAGGCCUGACAGGAAGCCGGCGUUCCCGCCGCAGACCCACAUGUCCACCAGUCCACUGGGCGGAGGCGGAGAGAACACCAUCUACUACGUGCUGGUGGGAGCGGCAUUUGUGGGAGGCGGAGCUUAUGCGUACCGCACCCUCACCGGCGACAGCGCCAGAUACUCCGAGCGAAUCUCUCAAAUCAGGGGCAGGUCGAAGAAGACUGUGGAAAGUCCCGCCCUUCCUGUUACAACAGAACCACAAGUCACAGCUACAAAAGCAGUUGCAGAACCAACAAAAGAAUCCCCGGCUGAGGAUGUCUCCGAACCCGUCCUUGAGUCUUCAGGAGAUGAACCUUCACAGGAACCAAAGGCAACUGAGGCUGACCGAGAAAUUCUUACGUCUGAGCCAUCUUUAACAGACCCUCUUCCAGAAGAUCCUUCGGCAACAGAAACUGCACAAUAUGACCCUGCUCCAGAACCGGUCUUGGAAGACCCUUCACUGAAUGCUUCUAUAAUAGAAGCUACUCCUGUUUCUAAAUCAUGUGAGGAGGAAGUGACUCUUGAUGCUCAUGUCAUUAAAGAGAAACCCACUGAAGAAUCUCCAGCUCCUGUUGUUGAGAGUGCAGAACCUGUACCUGAAGUGGUGGCAGAAAGCGUGCCAGAGUCUCCACCAGUAGCCCAAAGUGAAUCCGGACACGAACCUGCUUCCAGUGCAGAACCCGCCCUCGCUGAGUUCCCCGGACACGUUCCUUACCUCCUGAUUGGUGGAGGAACGGCAUCGUUUGCAGCAGCGAGGUCGAUCCGUGCCCGUGACCCUGGUGCUCGGGUUCUGAUCGUGACUGAAGAAGCCGACCUGCCGUACAUGAGGCCUCCUUUGUCCAAAGAACUGUGGUUCUCCGAUGAUCCUGCAGUGACGGAAGCACUGCGCUUCAAACAGUGGAAUGGAAAAGAGAGAAGCAUUUAUUUCCAGCCUCCUUCCUUCUACGUGAACCCCAGUGAGCUGGAUGUGGUGGAAAACGGGGGCGUGGCCGUGCUGACAAGCAAAAAGGUGGUGCACAUGGACGUCAGGGAGAAUAAAGUUCUGCUGAGUGAUGGUGCUGAGAUCUCCUAUGACAAGUGUCUAAUUGCAACAGGUGGAGUUCCCAGGAAUCUGCAGGUAAUUGAGCGAGCCAGCGAGGAGGUGAAGAGCAGGACCACUCUCUUUAGGAAGAUUGAGGAUUUUAAAGCGCUGGAGAAAGUUUCCCGAGAGCUGAAGUCCAUCACCAUCGUGGGUGGAGGGUUCCUGGGUAGCGAGCUGGCCUGCGCCUUGGGCAGGAAAUCUCAUGAUCUGGGCCUGGAGGUGAUCCAGAUGUUCCCUGAGAAAGGGAAUAUGGGUAAAGUUCUUCCUGAGUACCUGAGCAACUGGACCACAGAGAAAGUGAGAAGAGAGGGAGUCCAGGUGCUGUUGGAGGCUGUGGUUAAGAACGUGGCCUACAAGGACGGAAAGGUGGAGAUCAAGCUGAAAGACGGACGAGUGGUGAAAACAGAUCACAUCGUGGCCGCCGUGGGUCUGGAGCCCAGUGUGGAUUUGGCGGAAUCCGCCGGCCUGGAAAUCGACUCCGACUUCGGAGGCUACCGGGUGAACGCCGAGCUGCAGGCGCGCUCCAACAUCUGGGUGGCAGGUGAUGCUGCAUGUUUCUAUGACAUUAAGCUGGGACGGAGACGUGUGGAGCAUCAUGACCACGCUGUGGUGAGCGGCAGACUCGCUGGAGAAAACAUGACUGGAGCCAAAAAGCCUUACUGGCACCAGUCUAUGUUCUGGAGUGACCUGGGCCCUGAUGUAGGAUACGAAGCAAUUGGUAUUGUAGACAGCAGUCUCCCAACUGUAGGAGUGUUCGCUAAAGCUACUGCUAAGGACACACCCAAAGCAGCUACUGAACAAUCAGGUACAGGAAUCAGGUCAGAGAGUGAGACAGAGGCAGUUGCAGGAACGCUUUCCACAUCUCCAGCAGCUCCUGUCCCACCUACACCCCAAGAGAACUAUGGGAAAGGAGUGAUCUUCUACCUGAGGGACAAAGUGGUGGUCGGCAUCGUGCUGUGGAACGUCUUCAACAGAAUGCCCAUCGCCAGGAAGAUCAUUAAAGACGGAGAGGAGCAUGCUGAUCUGAACGAGGUGGCCAAGCUCUUCAAUAUCCACGAAGACUAAACGCGCACGCACACACACACACACACACACACACACACACACACACACACACACACACAGUGAACUCUGUCAGCGUGGUUCUGCCCCAGCCCUGUUGGUGGCGCUGUGACCACAGCUCGCUGAUGGACAAACGUCAGAUCGGUAAAGCUGAUAAAAAAACAUAAUUUAUACGGGAAACUCGUACACGUGUUUUCUAGUGAGAUCAGUAAAUUGUACAUUUGCGAAUCGAUUUAGCGUUCCUUCUUUUUCCCGGAGUCUCGUCUUUUUUUUCUGCACGAGGAGUCGGAAAAAAACCACCUCAGUGUUUCUUUUCCUCUUGAACCCCCAUUAGAUGCGAUGUUCAGGUUUUUGUACGCAGCUGAUCGUUACUCCAGCUAUGCAGCACAGGGUGGUUUGGAUCAUCAACAGCUUCCUCCACCAUUUUCUAGAUUCACAUCUCUGCCUUCUGGAGUAAAUAAUUCUGAUCCCGGCAUUGACCCUCAUCCUCGUGUGGGUUAAACCUCCAAACGUGAGGAAAAAGCUGCACCAUCUCCCCUCUGCCCCUCCUGAACCACGUGGCUCAGUUUGUUUCUCUAAGACUUGAUUAAAACAAAUUAUUUUUGAA
This is a messenger RNA of Silurus meridionalis, 2969 nucleotides long. RefSeq names its product apoptosis inducing factor mitochondrion associated 1 (gene aifm1). The record is from RefSeq and is a predicted model, not a curated record. The transcript has 19 exons. Gene Ontology annotation, biological process: apoptotic process; mitochondrial respiratory chain complex assembly. The coding region runs from base 101 to 2365 and encodes 754 amino acids. Gene Ontology annotation, molecular function: FAD binding; protein dimerization activity; NAD(P)H oxidase H2O2-forming activity. NCBI's taxonomy places the organism in Eukaryota, Metazoa, Chordata, Actinopteri, Siluriformes, Siluridae. Gene Ontology annotation, cellular component: cytoplasm; mitochondrion.